Coffea eugenioides is the source of this 1422-nucleotide messenger RNA. Its product is annotated as GDSL esterase/lipase At5g08460. The record is from RefSeq and is a predicted model, not a curated record. Lineage: Eukaryota; Viridiplantae; Streptophyta; Magnoliopsida; Gentianales; Rubiaceae. The coding region runs from base 7 to 1233 and encodes 408 amino acids. The transcript has 5 exons. Gene Ontology annotation, molecular function: hydrolase activity, acting on ester bonds.
UCAUUCAUGGAGUCAAUUCGAGAACUCUGCCGCAUUUUGAUUCUGAUCUUCAUUUUCUACCUCACCUCAACGGCGAUUACAGCUCAAGGUUUCAACCACAAACACGAUGCAAACCCAAAUCUGAUCAAGAUGUUGGACACAAUUUCUCCAUCUCAACCAAGAAAUGUUACUUUUCAUCUCCCUCCAGACCCACAGAUUUCUCCCACUAAAGUCCCUGCCCUGUUCGUAAUUGGCGAUUCUUCUGUUGAUUGUGGGACCAAUAACUUUCUUGGAACAUUUGCUCGUGCUGAUAGGCUUCCUUACGGGAAAGACUUUGAUACACAUCAGCCCACUGGACGUUUCUGCAACGGAAGAAUCCCUGUUGACUACAUUGCAUUGCGUCUUGGGUUGCCGUUUGUUCCCAGUUACCUUGGGCAAGGUGGUUCUAUUGAGGAUAUGAUGAAAGGAGUGAAUUAUGCAUCUGCUGGUGCUGGGAUAAUUUUCUCCAGUGGCUCUGAAUUGGGUCAACAUAUUUCUCUGACACAGCAAAUUCAGCAAGUUUAUGACACAAACCAACAGUUCAUACUGAACAUUGGUGAGGAUGCAACAGCUGAUCUGAUGUCAAGAUCUAUAUUUUACAUAUCGAUUGGCAGCAAUGACUACAUACAUUACUAUCUUCGUAAUGUGUCUAAUGUGCAAUCUGCGUACCUACCUUGGGGUUUCAACCAGUUCUUAGCAGAUACAAUGAAGGAGGAAAUUAAGAAUUUGUACACUGCAAACGUCAGAAAAGUGGUUGUGAUGGGACUCGCCCCUUUGGGAUGUGCUCCUUACUAUCUGUGGAUGUAUGGCAGCAAACAUGGGAGGUGUAUUGAGAAGAUAAAUGACAUGAUAAUGGAGUUUAACUAUGCUAUGAGAUACAUGGUAGAUGAACUAAAUCAGGAGCUCAUGGACUCCAACAUAAUCUUCUGUGAUGCAUUUGAAGCUUCAAUGGACAUAAUCAAGAAUCAUGACCAUUAUGGUUUCAAUGUUACUGCAAAUGCUUGCUGUGGUUUAGGGAAAUAUAAGGGUUGGAUAACAUGCCUUACUCCUGAAAUGGCAUGCAGUAAUGCUUCAAAUCACAUUUGGUGGGACCAAUUUCAUCCAACAGAUGCAGUAAAUGCUAUUUUGGCUGACAAUGUAUGGUCCGGUUUGCAUACCAAUAUAUGCUACCCCAUGAACUUGGAGGACAUGAUUGCUCAGAAGCAAAAUGAUUAGACAUGGAAGCGCAGCAAUUGACAAACUCUCCAUGCAUUAGACGGGAAUUUUGUUUUGCUUCUGAGAUCCUGUCAAACGUAUUUUGUAGCGUACUUGGUUGAUUUUGAAGCAACGUCAAACACCGAUAAGGUAGAUUUCAGUAUAAACUUUUUUGUUUUUCCAUUUGAUGCCUUGGUGGAUAUAACAUGA